Molecule: messenger RNA, 2200 nt
Organism: Drosophila ananassae
Lineage: Eukaryota; Metazoa; Arthropoda; Insecta; Diptera; Drosophilidae
Product: endothelin-converting enzyme 1
Exons: 1
Coding region: 39-2084 (681 amino acids)
Biological process (GO): protein processing
Cellular component (GO): plasma membrane
Molecular function (GO): metalloendopeptidase activity
Source: RefSeq, a predicted model, not a curated record
AAAGAGAUCACAAAAUCAGUUGAGUAUAGCGCGGAAUCAUGAUCAGUCGUCUGUGGUGGCUCCUCAUCUUACAAGUUCCGAUUUUGGCUCUGCCCACGGACACGGAGAACGUAUUUGCCGACGACCUAACCUCGGAGUAUGCCAAACAAAUCAUCACCGCCGCAAAAGUGGCUGGGAUAAAAGGCAUGAUGAAGCCGGAGGUGGCGCCCUGCGAUAACUUCUUCGAGUAUGCCUGCGGCAACUGGAAUCACCAGAAUCCUGCACUGCUUCUGGAAAGGCCUAUGACAGACACUUUCCAGCUGCUAUCCGAUGGCUUCAACCGACGACUCCAGCGUCUAUUACGCUCCCAGACACUUCAAUCAGAACUGGAAAAGAAAAUUCAACGGUUCUUUCUUUCCUGCAGCAUCGCAAAUCGCGACGAUGUCCUCUACAAGGUGGCCCUUGAGAAUGUCUACCGGGAGUUUGGUGAAAUGCCGGCAGUAGUCGGUGCCCAAUGGAACUCCUCCGCCUUCAACUGGUGGCGAACAGAAGCGCAAAUCCAUCAGAAGUACGCCAAGGGACUUAUUUUCGGAGUCGAAAUAAUGCACGACAUCAGGAACACGUCGAUAAACAGAGUUUAUCUCAGUUCACCGGACCGACCUGGAGCCGGUUUAAAGGACUCUCCCUUAUUCAAAAUUUUAGAGGAAGCUAGCAUAGCGAAGGAUCUUCAGAACUACCUCGGAGUGGGAGCCAAGGAGGCCAAUGACAUUGCCAAAAAUCUAUAUAUCUUUGAAGGCAAGCUUUUUGAAGGUGAUUCCUCCAUUUCAUUUGAGGAUGGUCAUUCGUUCUAUUCAAUGGCCGAGUUGGAGGAGAAGUACAUCUCCUACCUGAACUUCACCGAGUACUUCGGUUUGAUUUUCGGAGAGGGAAAUAUCCCGGAAAAAUUAUACGUCUACAAUGACGAGUUUCUGGACAACGCUCUUGCCUUGAUAAAGAACACUCCUUCCGCCACGCAGGCCAACUAUAUCCUCUGGCACCUUUUAGAGGAGUACUUGGUGGACUCCAACGACAAAGAUCUAUCAAAGUGGUGCGUUGGCCAAACCAAGAAAUACUUUGGCCAGCUCACUGAUCAUCUGGUUUACAAACGGUAUCGCAGUUCCAAAGCCGAGGAGGAAGUGCUAUCCGUUUGGGAAGAAAUUCGGGGCAUCUUCCGGGAGCACCUAAAGGGCGACAAACUGGAUUGGAUAACAAACGCCACCAGGCAGCUGGCCAUCAAAAAACUGGACAGUAUGGAAUUGAACAUUAGCUCCUACGAUUCAGUAGACUUCGAUAAGCUCUUCGGGCCAGUGGAAAUCGAUAUACACAACUAUGUCGCCAAUAUCCAGCAUUUGCUUUCGGCCAAGGCUAUGGAAACUGUGGAGAAGUUAAAGAUCCCAGGGUCUUCGAUAGAUGCCCCCGAAACACUCAGCUUUACGCCAGCCUACAAUAUCCAAGAAAAUAGCAUCACCAUUCCAGUAGCCCUGCUUCAGCCUCGCUAUUUCUGGAGCGCCGAGUACCCAGAGGCCCUUAAAUACGCCACUUUGGGCUACCUAAUCGGCCACGAGAUGGUCCAUGGUUUUGAUGACAGCGGGCGGAGCUUCGACGCUUCUGGCAAUUUGGCUCCCUGGUGGGACAUUAAGAGCCGGUAUGAGUUUGAAGAGCGGAGGAAGUGCUUCCAAGCCCAGUAUCACGCUUACAAGUAUGGUGGUUCUAAGUUGCCAGAAACCGAGAAUCAAGCAGAGAACAUAGCGGACAACGCCGGGGUCAAAUUUGCCUACAUUGCCUACGAGAAAUGGCUGGGCCAGCAGACGGAGGAACGAAAGGAGCGGGAGAUCAUGAAGGGAUUGGACCUCAACAGUCGUCAGUUAUUCUUUCUGGGAUACGCCCAACUUUGGUGCGACGAUGUCCAUAAACUCAUUCGAUCAACUUUGGCUAAAAAUGACGAACACGCUCCCAGCAGAUACAGGGUGAUUGGUUCUCUAUCCAAUUUCCAGGAGUUCUCCUGGGUCUACAACUGUUCUCAAGAGGCUCCUAUGGAUCCGGAGUACAAGUGUGCCAUUUAUUGAAGAAGCUUCUUUGGUACUAAAUAUUAAUCAAAUUAUUGUUUAUUUUUGAGGUUACACUGGUUUGUUGUCAGUUGUCACCUUUUAAACAAAAUUGAAUAAAAUUAAAUAGAAAAUUA